This is a messenger RNA of Phytophthora sojae, 480 nucleotides long. RefSeq lists its product as hypothetical. The transcript has 4 exons. NCBI's taxonomy places the organism in Eukaryota, Oomycota, Peronosporomycetes, Peronosporales, Peronosporaceae. The record is from RefSeq and is a predicted model, not a curated record. The coding region runs from base 1 to 480 and encodes 159 amino acids.
AUGGGUACAGGAAAUGGAGAGCGAGCGCGGCAUCUCCAGCAACUUGCUGGCAGCAAGUCCCGCGACUCCAGCGGCAGACUCGUGCACCCGUUUCUCCAGCCUGCGCUCAAGUAUCCUCGAUACAGAAUCGACGACCCACGGACGUCUUCCGUGACCACAUUCUCUGAUAGUUGCAUGCCUGAAGGGCACGUAUUUUACGGUGCAGAUCACGACGCUGACGGCAAGACUCGCGGUGAGGUAAACGGCACGCUAGUGUUGGACAUUGGCGACUGGGACACGCAUUGGCUUGCAUCGCUGGUGCUUGCGAUUCUCGCGGAGGAAGUGAACGGCUAUAAGGUAUCGAUCAGUGUGGGCGGUGAAAGCAGCGACGGUCUUCAGCGAAGACAGUUGGUGGAGUCAGGUACUACGGGAUUCAAUGACCACGGACGGCUGGAUGCUUCGCCGCCUGCUCGAGAACAAGAAGCCAACUACAACUUCUAA